Molecule: messenger RNA, 3116 nt
Organism: Phialemonium atrogriseum
Lineage: Eukaryota; Fungi; Ascomycota; Sordariomycetes; Cephalothecales; Cephalothecaceae
Product: THO complex subunit 1 transcription elongation factor-domain-containing protein
Exons: 5
Coding region: 282-2804 (840 amino acids)
Biological process (GO): regulation of DNA-templated transcription elongation; mRNA export from nucleus
Cellular component (GO): THO complex part of transcription export complex
Source: RefSeq, a predicted model, not a curated record
GUUUCCAGCUCCAGACCCGCGCUUGAUCUCGUCACGAUUUCUCAGCCUUGCAGAUGCCAAGCCCAACGCAAACGGCAGGGUCGUGAUCCAUUUGGGCCAAUGCGAUCUCGACCACCCAAUUCACCUUUCAACUUUCCAAACUAAUAUUUCCACCCGUCAAACCUUUGAGUCUCCGUCUUCCAAACAUCGCGCAUUCCAUGGCAACUUCCUCCCUUCCGAACUUUUGAGCUCUCGUGAGAAGGCCAUCAAACCAGGCUUACCAAAACCUCAAAUCCAUCACGAUGCCAUCACUAGAAGCAGAAAGCUACGGCAUUCCAGCCGUUGCAGCUUUUAAGACCCUUCUCGAUGAGGUUUUGCAGCGCGCGCGCACCGUCAAACAGUCGUCGUCGAUCGAGCCCGCCCUCAACAAGUCCGAUUUUGAAGAUCUCCAAACCCGACUCUGGGAAGUGUUCUCUCCGGCGGGGGCCGCCACAGCGGAGGAAUCGGGCGACAAUAAGAGGUCAAGACGAUUUGCGAUUAUUGAGACUGCGGCCCGCGAUACCUUGAGCACCUUGAUUGCCACAACGCCCAUCGAGUCUCCGGAUUUUGUCAAAGUCUGGAACUUCUUCGAUAUACUGUCGAUCCUCUCCGAUAGCGGGCAGUGCGAGCCGGCGCUCUUGUUCUGGCUUGUUGAAGAGCUUCUUGACAGCCAGACAAUUGCGGGGUGCCGCAAGGUUUUCGACUUCCUUGAGUCACGCCGCGAAAGAAUCACGAGCAAACAUUUCGACCAGAAGAAGCUCGCUAUCCUUCGAACAUGCAACGAGCUUCUCCGCCGCCUGUCGCGCGCCGAGGAUACUGCGUUUUGCGGGCGGGUGUUUAUCUUCCUGUACCAAAGCUUCCCGCUAGGUGACAGGAGCUCGGUGAAUCUCCGAGGCGAAUACCAUGUCGAGAACAUCACCACAUUCGACCAAGACCUCCCCAAGGAGGAGGGAGAGAAUGCAGAAAAAAUGGAUGUCGACACGCAAACCAGCGACGCCAGGAAGACCCCGGACCCUAAGAGUGCCUCAAAAGCUGUGUCCUUCGAUGGCAAGAAGCCGCUGGACCCAGAUGCCUUGUACCCGAUCUUCUGGUCACUCCAGUCAAGCUUCAGCCAGCCAAAGAAGCUCUUCGACGCCACCCACUUUGCCGAGUUCAAGGUUGGCCUCGAGGCGACCAUAAGCACUUUCCGCUCCAUCAAGCCCGAUCAGGGAUCGCGCCCUGUCAAGCAAGAAAAGCAGACAGAUGACACCAAGCGCAGUCUGAAGCGGAAGCGCGAGGAUGGAGAUGGAGAUGACGAGCUAGCUAGCACGUUCAAUCCGAAGUAUCUAACCAGCCGGGAUCUCUUCGCACUAGAGAUCAACGACCUUUCCUUUAGGAGGCACGUCCUUGUGCAAGCCCUCAUCAUCAUGGACUUCCUGCUUUCUCUUUCUGCCAAGGCGAAGGAGAAGCUGAGCACCACCAAGCCGCCGCAUAUCAAAGCCGUCAUGUAUUCCGACCAGCUUUUGAGCGAGGAGGAUACGAAAUGGGCCUUCGGUAUGAAGAAGACCAUUGCGGAUUAUAUCCGGCAAGGCACCGAAGGCCCGUACUUCUUCAGAAUGGUCGAGACGGUCCUAUCCAGAGAUAAGCACUGGGUGCGAUGGAAGAUUGAGAAUUGCGUACCGAUUGAGAGGCCCCCGGUCUCGCCGAAGGAGUUCAACGAGGCAAUGGUGGUUGCGCAGAAGAUAACCACCAACAAGCGCCUCCGCCCGACGCCGAUGGGAUCCCUGUCGUUGGGCUUCUUGUCCGAUGGCGUCGAGGACAGCGCCAUGCAGAAGCUGAAGUCGGAGGAACGAUACGAGCCUCCUGAUCUGGUGUCCUUCAAGAGGAAGAUCGCCGAUGACGACUUCGAGAUCGAGAUGCCAACAAACAACAAGACCAAGGCUGCCGCUGUAGAGGGCAAGGCUAGUAAAAGCUGGAGGGCUCUGAGGAUUGCAAGCAAAUACAAGCUUGUGACCUUUGAUAAGAUCGACAACCCCGAGAAGAUCGACCUCAUCUUUGAAGAAGAUGUGCCACAGGAGAUCGAGGAGCCGCAGGAUAGCGCGGCGGGGGCCGCAGAUCUCCCAGAGGAUCGCCGGGCAGUCAUCAUAGCCGGUCCUCAGGGGUCUGGCAAGUCCUCCCUCAUCAAAAUGCUUCUUGAGAGGAAGUCGGGGUCGUUUGCAAAAGUGGCAGCGCACAUCACGCGCCAGCCAGAGGACGGAGAGAAAAAUGGGCAUGAUUUCCACUUUGUCGAUGCCCAAGCCUUCGCCAUGCUGCGGGACGGAGAUCAACUUCUCGAGUUCACCGACACGGAAGGCGUCAACCACGGAACCAGCCGGAAGGCAGUGGAGGCGAUCAGCGAUUCUGGCAAAGUCCCGCUGCUGGAAAUGGAUCGCACAGGCGCACAACAAAUAAAAGAUAACGGGUACACAGCAAGAUUCGUCUUUGUCAAGUCCCCGAAUGUUGAGGUCCUCCAAGAGAGGCUGAAAGAAGGUGGUGUGAGCAGCGACAAGAUGGAAGAGGUUUUAAAGACUGUGUCAGAGGACACCGCGCAUGCGGAUUCUGGUGACUUCUAUGAUGUGGUGAUUGUAAACGAUGAGUUGGAAGAUGCCUACAAAGCUGUGGAGAGCUUUAUUUAUGGCUCAGCAGCCAGUGGCGAUGGAGUCAACGGUGAUCCGGCACAUCAGGCACCCGGGGCGGAUGUACGCAUGGAUGAUACUCCCUCUGGUAUGGAGCCUCGGGCAGAGCAGGUGAAUGGGGCUCAACCGUGAACGCGUCCUUUAAGGCGCCGGAGCAAGCGGUCUGCGUGGAUGUUGCUGCCCUUGAUGGAGAGCCUGGGGCAGAGCAGGCUCGCAGUGUAGAGGGAGGGGAAACUACCCCCUGAGGCACCAAGACGUGCCGAUGUCACUACUAUAUGAAAGCCGGCUUUGUAUCUCUAAAUACUAUAGGAGGCAGGCGAGGCAUGAUACCCGAACUAAGCCCGAGCUAGACCUGCAGACAUAACGGGCAUUGGGCGGUGUCAUUCACAUUUCACAAACUGCCGACCUGAAAAUAUUAUGUGACAGCAAGUAUAUCACAUCACC